AUGAGGCAAGAUAACUCGGACUUUCAAUUGGCAUUGUAUGCUGGCUUCUUGUGCAAGUUAAGUGGUGCUAGUGAUUUCAUCAUCGAAUAUCGUCAGUUUUGGUACCUUGUUGGUUUGGCAUUAUGUUUUGGUGAUGGAGUUGUUGUACUGAAAUGGUGCUAG
Dentiscutata erythropus is the source of this 162-nucleotide messenger RNA. The record is from the annotation of a GenBank genome assembly. Lineage: Eukaryota; Fungi; Glomeromycota; Glomeromycetes; Diversisporales; Gigasporaceae.